Molecule: messenger RNA, 1929 nt
Organism: Peronospora farinosa
Lineage: Eukaryota; Oomycota; Peronosporomycetes; Peronosporales; Peronosporaceae
Source: the annotation of a GenBank genome assembly
AUGCAUACGCGCGUGUUUGUGCGGCUAUACGACGGUGUAAUGCAGUACGAAACUGACGACGAGGUGCUGCAGCUGCCCCCGCCGCCUCUUAAGUGGAAGGACGCAAUCACUGCUAUGGUGGCUGCUGUGGGUAAGCAGAGCGAGUACGAGGAUGGCGUGACGAUGCCUAAGGCGCGGCUCUUUUUGCUUCCCACAGAGGCCGCAGGAAUUGCGGCUGAACUAAAUGCCCGCUCAUUGCGCUUUGGUGUCCGAGAAAAUGACCGCUUUGUGGUUUGUCUUCGAGGUGAGGAUUACCAGCAGCCGAGUGAACGCCAAGCGUCAGCGGAAGUCGCUGCUACUGCAACUUCUGGUGUGUCGUCGGCAAGACCGAUGACGUUGUCCACGCCGAGCUCCAGUUGUGGAACAACAGAGCCCAGUAUUUUUUCCUAUGCUAAUGGUCAGAAUGCAGGCGAAUCAAACAAUGCUGCACCGUCUGGAAACAUGGGAGGACCUCUUAGUGGUGGACUUGGAGGUAACGCCCCGUCUGGAAAUUUGAUGUCCAGUGGAAAGAAGGGAAGCAAGCGUUACCGAAGCGUUUCCGGAAAGAUGGCUGCAAUCAAGUCACUGGGCGAUAUGGGACUCAUUUCGAACGACGACCGUGGUCAUUUAAAGGAUUUGGUGCUGAAUAGUGACUCGCCAGAGCUGCAGGAGGCCUUGGACAAGUAUAACAACACUGGUGACUUUCAGGCUGUAAAGGAUCUGCUGCUUAAGGAGAUGCAGAACCCGCUUUCAAAGCGUAACACUACCGACUGGCUAUCGGAAAGUUUUGUUAACGACAUUGCGCUAAACUUCAACACCAUGGUACCUGCUGUUAAGACGGACUCAAUAUUAGCGCAAAACAUCAACCAAGGGGAUCGAUUUAGUCCAGUACCUAUAGCAGCGACACCACCAGCGAACACGUACAGGUACCAGACGACUAGUCAGUCUACGCCAAUGAACUCGACAGUCUAUUCGCAGAGCUCUCCCGUGGCGGUGAAUCACUAUUCGGCUUCCGGGAGUCUAGUCGUCCCUACAGGUGGCAACCUCUCUACUAGCAAUGGAUACAGUGCUGAAAUGCCCGUGUCAAAUGGCUACCAGCCUACGACUGUGAUGCCCCAGUUGUACCAUCAGCCACAUGCUUCACCGACCAACAACAUGUACCGCACUGCACCUCAGAUCAACUUGCCUCUUCGAGACCGCGCUACAUACAUGAAACGGGAAUAUGAAUCGUCGCCAGCCCACAACAUGCUGGGCAUAAGGCCACCGGCGGUUUUUCCUGCCGCCCCACCGCAAUUGGGCAUGGAUAUGUGUGUGAUGCAGCAAGGAUACGCGAUAAACCAAGGUCCACCAUACCCAGCAAACAUCGUCUACGCUGGGGACCAGUCCCAAUAUUCCAUGAGCCCGUACAUGGCAGGUGGCGUUUACAAUCAGCACCACCACCAGCCUCAGUAUGCAAUGAACCGGUACGGUUACGGCAGCACGCAGCCUGAAAUGGGCUACAAUUUUUACGCUGCAGGCUAUGGAUAUGGAAAGGCUCAACUUUGCGCUGGCCCUGGAGGCAAGUGGACUAACGCUCCACCGAUGCCGUCGUACCCUCCGCCGUGCUCAAAGGAGGAAAAAAAGGAGAAGAUUGCCAAGUGGUUGAAGAAGCGCGAGACCAGGAAUUGGUCUAACAAACCGUCUUACCCUGUGCGGCAUAGCAUCGCAAAAAACCGCAAGCGCGGAGAAGAUGGUCGGUUUAUUACGAAGGCACGGCUCGCUGAGAUGGCAGCGGAGGAAGCAGCGGCGGCAGCAACGCGUGAGAAUAGCGACGAGCCUCAACAUGCUUCUUUGCCGUCUUCUACGUCUGAAGAAGCUCCCAUCUUGAUUGUGUCGCAAACUACGAUGCCACAAGCAACGCCUGUGCCGUAG